Dreissena polymorpha is the source of this 3949-nucleotide messenger RNA. RefSeq lists its product as uncharacterized. The coding region runs from base 78 to 2000 and encodes 640 amino acids. The record is from RefSeq and is a predicted model, not a curated record. The transcript has 4 exons. Lineage: Eukaryota; Metazoa; Mollusca; Bivalvia; Myida; Dreissenidae.
GGCUUUAACCGUAAUAUUUAUGAGAGUCGUGCUAAACCUAUCGUAUAAUACAUUGAAAUAUAGAGAAAAUCAAUCACAUGCACACGGGUUUGGAGAUACUCGCGACAACAUGUAAACCAGUGGAUUACAUACGAUUAUCCUUAGAAAUCGUCUUUCACGAGAUGUCGAAUAAUAUCAGAGAAUACAUGGCGCAUGUCUCGAGGCACUUGUUUAAAGUGUUGGAUAUAGCCGGAGCUUCCGAAUACGUUCGAAACACAAGGCAACAAUGUGAGCUUGUGGGCGAUGUACUUGCCAGUCUCACAUACGGCAUAGAAGAAGGGGAUGUUGCUAUUUAUACUUUCGGAAGCAUGUCUGAAGGAACUACCACCCCGGGAAUGAAUUCUGAUACAGACACAAUGAUGUGCUUUCAAUUAUACCCAGUGUUUGAAACGAAAGCUGACGUAACGUUUGAAGACAUGAAUACAAAGUAUGGAAAGAAAUACGGCGAUAACGAUUAUACAUAUUUUCUAAUGCUUAAUGACGGUGAAACGCCUAUUGGUUUCUGUAAACUGGAAAUCAUACUCGGAAUUGUAAUGGAACCGACUAACCCGAACUUUUCUUUACAUGUAUGCAUGGACAUUAACGGAAGAUGUGUGAUCACAAACAGUUGCAUGGUAGACGCCAUGGACCAGGAUGAAAGGAACGGACCUGCUGCUACAACCUAUAAACGACCCGGUUUUACUGAUCUCGACUAUAUUCCUUCUUUUCGAUGCGCAAAGUGGCCAUCAGUUGCAGAGGAAUUUUUGACAAGGAAGCGAAAGUAUGGGUUUCCAAGUACAGACAUGGCCGCUGAUUUCGCUUCAUUUGGCAUAUUUUUCGUGCCUACAGGUCAUUCCGACUCGCUAGAAAAACAUCUGCAGUGGCGACUGUCGUUUUCACUACAGGAACGCAAAAUCAUGCUGAAUUUGAAUCCGACUCAAUUUAAAUGUUACAUUCUUUUGAAAAUGAUCAAGGAAGACUUUGUUAAAGCAGCAGUUCCUGGCAAGUCACUUACGUCAUACCAAUGCAAAACAAGCAUUUUUUGGUCAAUUGAGAAAACGCAUCCAUCAAUAUGGGUGGAAAGCAAUUUAGUUGCGUGUUUGGUUAAAUGCUUGCAUUUGCUUAAAAUCUGGAUUCGAAACGGCUUUGUACCGAAUUUUUUCAUGCCGCCCGUCAGCAUUUGGAAAGGGAGCAAAGCAAUAUGCAAAAUGGUCACAUGUAUCAUCGAUAGCAUUCUUAAAGACCCCAUAGAAUACUUACUUUCAUUGAAAUGUGAUAGAGUUGGGAGCUUACUUCGAAGGUCCCUGGAAACUUGCAUCGAAGUUGGUCAGAAAAGGCAAGAGGAAACUGAAAAAAGCGAUAAUUAUUUUCGAGAGGCUAAACGGACACUGCAUUUGUCUGUUCAUAGGCUACACUAUUCGUUUAGCAGUGAUACUUCUCACAUGUGUGUUGGUCUGUUGCACCAUGUAAGUUCGGAUGACGACAUCGAUAGCUGUAUAGUAAACCAUAGGGGACUUAUAAGCUUCCUGAGAAAUACCACUAAAAUGAGCAAAUUGAUGUUCCAGCCAUUAAAUUACGUUCAGCAAGCAAGUGAAUGUGUUCUUCCAUUCCUACUAACUAGUUAUGGCUCGCAGCUUGCAUCUAAGUCGUUGUUACAACCGAAUGCCGGCACACACGAACAGGCGAUGGCGCAUUUAAAAACUGGCCAACAUUCAGAUGCACUGGCUGGCUCAAUGAAACUAGCUGCAGUUCUUUAUGCUAUCGGCAAGUACGAGGACUGUUUAAAGUUACUCAUUGAGAAGGAAAGAGACCUUACCCCAGAUCUCAUAUCAAUUGGUAUAUGUGGCAGAAAACGAAAUAAUUUCACACACACAGUGUUGAUCAAUGAGAGACUCGUGAACAAAAUAAUUGAAAGCGAAAUGACGUCAUCAGAUGUAUUGCGAAAUAAGUGCGUGCGCUUGCGUCAUAUUUCUUCCUUCUGAACUACCAAUAAUCCCCAAAGAACUUCAAUAUGAGUUAUUCCGCUCCUUUUCAUCUGACACUAAAUGCAACAAGGAUAUGCAUUUUUGGUUCGAUUUUGUUGCGGUCGACUCUAAAGUUCUUUUGUACUACUUGCUCUACCUGGUGCACAAGAAGUUAGGACACAGACGUAGAAGGAAACGACGCAGUUUUCUUCAUGAACAUUGUGUUGGGGACAGAUUAUAAUCUGUGCCAUUCCGAAACUGGCUUUAAUUUAGUGGGAUCAAUUCUAAGAGAUAUGGGUCACUUGGAGUCAGCACUGUCAUUAUUUCAAGAUUCCUGGGUGAAAAGGCCUGACCAUAAUGCAGCAAAAUGGCAUGCUCUUAUCACUUGUUACCUACAGUAUAGGACUGCUGCAGAGGACGGUUUCAAAGUAGAACAAGAGUCGUUGGAGUUGGAAGAAGAAAAUUCAGAAGACGAGGUUGAGACUCUCGAGAAUGAAAUUGACACCGAGGAAAGAAUCAUUUACCGUCGAUGUGAUGGUUUUUAAACAUGAGAAUUGCAAUGUCUGGAUGUUUGAGAGAUUCCCGCUGUAAAACCUGCGUCGAUAUUGAAUCCGUGACCGAUAAGUUGUUUAUGUAAAGAAAACGUUACUGGACUUUCUCAACAGACUGUUGAAUAUUCAUGUAUAGUGCAUCAUUGAACAAUUGUAUAAUUUGUAUCAAAUACACAAGAAAAUCAAGAAAACCAUGAAUGAUUUUAUGGUUUUGUGAUAACCAGGAUUUUCCAUACUUUUCAUUUGCGCAUUUAGAUUGAUUUAGUAUGGGAUGAAACAAGUUAUAAGAACGAACAUUUGUAACAGUUCUUAGUUUAAGGCAUAUGUAUCAUGUAUUCGAAUCGGACUUGGUAAUUUCUCGAAUCUUUUCACAAAAGAGUAUAUUAGCACUCCAGUCAAACUCAUCCCCUUAACGUCAGCAUCGUUGUCCCGAUUGAUGCCAAAAUCUAUUUUGAUCAAUAAAUUAGUCAUAAGACAACAUAUUAAAAGAUAAAUCACAGUCCACCAUGGAAGUCACUUAUAGUACUGGUAUUUCACUAACUUUUGCUGUAUAUUAAACGCAUAUAAAUGCCAAUUAUGCCCAAAAUCAAAAUUAAAAAUGAUAAAAGAAAUAACGGUUUCAACUAAAAAAAUUCUCUGACAACCAUCAAUCAGAGUCUAGACGCAUGGCCAUAAAAGAAUACAAAUCAACAACUUUGGCAUUAGACGUCGCUAAGACAUAGCUAUAUCAAUAAACAAUAAGAACGUUUAGCACACGGUAUUGGUAAUCUUAAUUUGAAGAAUUUCAGCACUCCAACAUUUUCAUUUUUGUUUAAUCGGUCGAGAAGUCGCAACACGGCGAAUACCAACAUUCAUGCACUUAACACGCUGCACAGUUCACCUCGUACAUCUUCCAAAUCACUGUGUUGAACCAGACAUUGUAGACAGUGGCGGUAUUCAUGGUAGAGGUCAUAGACGAUGCAUCGAUUUUUUAAGUUAACUUUAGUUUACUGAUAAUACAUGAGGUAAUUAUAUGAAGAAUAUACGCGUAUGAUGUGCGAGUUUGAAAUUUUUGAAUUCACUCAUUUCUCUUUCAUUUUUUACAGUAUUUAAAAAUGUUAAACUUUUUAAUUUUUUAUGUUGUGGGUAAAAGGAAUCACCUGAUCGCAUUUGCAAAUGAUCUUAAUUAUUCUAAGUUCGAUGGCGUUUCAAAUUCAUUAAUAUACAUUAUAUUAUCAGUUAUUUCUUCCGAGAAUUUACGGUGUAUAUUUAAAUGCGAAAGUGUUAAAUGUACAUCGUAUAUAGAAUUGUUUUGGUUUGAUUAAUAUAUAAUAUUUUUGAAAGUUUUGUAAAUAUACAUAGAAGUAUGUUGGUUGGAUAUAAAUGUGUUUCCUUUAUAGAAUUCUCUUAAUGUAUUCUUUUUUGCAAGAUACAAUG